UUAAACCAGGACCGUGAAAGUCGAAAGGAAACAGCCUCAGUCCUCAGAACGAGAAUCCAUCUUUGGUUGAACUGACGCAGCUCGUGAAAUGGCUCUCCGUGUUACCAGAAAUCGUUUGGCCUCCACCAGGACCGACCUCCCCGGGAAGUCGUGCUCGGUGACCGGGCCCACGCUCAAGCCUCGGGCGGCUCUCGGAGAAAUCGGGAACGUCGCAGUGAAGGAGGUGCAGAGGAAGAACAUCAAGACCGAAGCAGCAAAGAAGACUAAAGUGACCAAAGUUGAGAAAACCGUAGCAGUGGUGGAACCACCAAAAGCACCAAAGAAUGUUGUUCCUGUUAAACCUGAGCCCGAGGUGCAGGUUCUCCCUGAACCAGUAUCCCCCACUCCAAUGGAGACUUCUGGCUGUGAGCCUCGUGACCUCUGCCAGGCUUUUUCAGACGUCAUGCUGGAAACUGCAGUCAGGGACGUGGACGCAGACGACUACGACAACCCAAUGCUCUGCAGCGAAUAUGUGAAGGACAUUUACAAGUACCUGCGGCAGCUUGAGGUUGAGCAGAACGUCAGACUCCAUUACCUGCAGGGCCACGAGGUCACCGGUAACAUGCGAGCCAUUCUCAUCGACUGGCUGGUGCAGGUCAGCCUGAAGUUCCGUCUGCUGCAGGAAACCAUGUACAUGACUGUGGGAAUCAUUGAUCGCUUUCUUCAGGACCACCCAGUCCCCAAGAAGCAGCUGCAGCUGGUCGGUGUCACCGCCAUGUUCCUCGCUUCCAAAUACGAGGAGAUGUAUCCCCCGGAGAUCUCAGACUUUGCCUACGUGACGGACCGGGCCUACACCACUGCCCAGAUCAGAGACAUGGAGAUGACCAUCCUGCGGCAGCUCAAGUUCCAGCUCGGCCGCCCUCUGCCCCUGCAGUUCCUCAGGAGGGCCUCAAAGAUUUAUGAGGUGACUGCUGAGCAGCACACCCUGGCUAAGUACCUCCUGGAGCUCACCAUGGUGGACUAUGAGAUGGCUCACUUCCCACCUUCCCUGUUGGCCAGUGCUGCCUUCGCUCUCACCCUCCAGAUCCUGGAUGCUGGUGAAUGGGAUGUGACGCUGCAGCACUACAUGGACUACACAGCAGAGAGUUUGAUUCCUGUGAUGGCGCACAUUGCCAAGAACGUUGUGAAGGUGAACGACAGCCUGACAAAGCACAUGGCCAUCAAGAGCAAAUACUCCACUUCAAAGCAGAUGAGGAUCGCCACCAUCUCGCAGCUCAAGUCUUCUGUGGUGAAGGAUUUCGCUAAGCGGCUCACACAGUGAGAAGACAGUUUCUGGCACCAUGUGUCGAUUUGUACAUUUGUAACUUAAAUGUUUUUAACGUGUCUGACGGAUCGGCACGCAGAGAACCAUGUCGGUGGUUUGCAUGACUAACAAUCGGAUCUCGCGUUAUCUCUUGCCGACUUUUCCAAAGCAUGCCACACGUUUUUUGAGUUCAUGGUUUCAAUCUGAAAUCUACACCUCAUGAGAUUCAGUCAACCAGUGACCACUGUAAUGCUACAACUCACUAUUUUCACCAUGUCUGUUCAAAACAUGGCUCAUAAUGCACUACUCCGUUGGCUGAACUCUUAAUGUUGCCGUAAACGUCAUUUGCUGUUGCAUCUGAAACGUGUCACAUGCUUUCAGAAUGGUCGGCCAUGGAAAGGUCCAAUGGGCAGUAGUGGCCCUUUCUGAUCUUUUUAUUUUUAAUGGUAUAUUCUUAAUGUGUGACAGUAUGUAAAAUGUACAGCAAUACUUUUAAAUGAUUUUACCUAAAUGACUUUUUCUUAAAAGCAUCUAUUAAAUGGUUCUGACCAGA
This is a messenger RNA of Paralichthys olivaceus (Japanese flounder), 1835 nucleotides long. RefSeq names its product cyclin B1 (gene ccnb1). Gene Ontology annotation, molecular function: cyclin-dependent protein serine/threonine kinase regulator activity. Gene Ontology annotation, biological process: regulation of cyclin-dependent protein serine/threonine kinase activity; mitotic cell cycle phase transition; mitotic metaphase chromosome alignment. NCBI's taxonomy places the organism in Eukaryota, Metazoa, Chordata, Actinopteri, Pleuronectiformes, Paralichthyidae. Gene Ontology annotation, cellular component: cytoplasm; nucleus; cyclin B1-CDK1 complex. The record is from RefSeq and is a predicted model, not a curated record.